AUGUCUCUUCGACAAGCCCUUGUGGCAGGUGGUUGUCCCAUUGACAAAGUCAAUGUCCUGAUCGAGAGCAAUCUUUCCUCAAUCGCACCGCGCAAUCCCUCCAAUACAGCUUACACGACCGUGAGCGGCGACAUGGCCGGCGACGCAACAAGCAGCAGCCCAUACCAUCCUUCCGGAUGUGUGCAGAUCAACCUUUCUCCUCUAUUCAAAGAAUUUCGUCCGAGACAUCCGACACCAUUUGUAUCUCGUGGGUACUCACCGGUAUCGAAGAGAGAAUCUCUGUUCGAGUGCGAAGAUAAAGCCGUGCAGGUUCUACAAGAGGAGGUUGCAGACCAUUCUGGUAAUCAAUAUCGUACACUUCUCUUUGCCGGCUUGCCUCUAUCUGUGACUCUACUGGAUCUCACAGAAGUAAUAAGGGGUGGCCAACUUCUUCAGAUCUCCUUGCGUGAUGGUGACAAGUAUGCUCGAGUAUCAUUCUUGGAUCCUGUUGCAGCUGAGAGGUUCUUGAUGCAUUCUGAGCAAAACGGGAUCUUCAUCAAAGGACACAAAGUGAGUGUUGUGUGGAACGACCGCCAGCUGUCUCUAACGCCACACCUUGCCCAUCGAACUGCGAGUGGUGCCACACGCAACUUGAUGAUUCGUUAUUGCAAGAAGUAUAUGACAGACGAGUCGAUUCGUGAAGAUCUUGAUCAUAUCCAUAAUCUUCAGAUCGUCAGCAUCCACCAUUCCGGUCCACACUGCGCCAUCUCUCUGAGCAGCGUUCAAGGCGCCACCGCCGCCAGAAGCUGCAUGUACACUCGCCAGAAGUACAAGAGUGUGAGAAUCGAAUUCUAUCCCGACGAGUGUGCACAACCGAUACCAGAGUGGCAGCCCAAGGACUAUCACAUGAGCAAGAGUCCUUGUAUUGAGAUAAGAAAUCGGUUCGAAGUCUUUCUUGAUGAUUCCGACGAAUGA
Messenger RNA from Exophiala oligosperma, 954 nucleotides. RefSeq lists its product as uncharacterized. NCBI's taxonomy places the organism in Eukaryota, Fungi, Ascomycota, Eurotiomycetes, Chaetothyriales, Herpotrichiellaceae. The transcript has 2 exons. The record is from RefSeq and is a predicted model, not a curated record. Gene Ontology annotation, molecular function: nucleic acid binding. Bases 1 to 954 code for a protein of 317 amino acids.